AUGUCUCAGAGUAAGAGGCUGAGCCAAUCUGACUGGGGUUGUGUCCUGCAGCAAACCUGCCCAUAUUAUUGCCCAAGGAGGCUACUGAAUACCAAAAGGCCUUUAGCUCCCUCAGAACCCAGUCCUUUCCAUUAUUAUGUGGUUGAAUCACUCUCUUCUGUCUUGCUGUCUGACUCCCAAUGUAUAAAAUUACUAUACAUUGAAAUGUAUGCAAACUCUAAAAAUGAGUAUGGGGAAAUUGAAUGUAAAUUACAUGCAAAUAUUAUUCAGUCAAGGUUCUAUAAAAUUGUAUAUGUCAGUAACAGUAAAGGAUUUUAA
Molecule: messenger RNA, 318 nt
Organism: Pipistrellus nathusii (Nathusius's pipistrelle)
Lineage: Eukaryota; Metazoa; Chordata; Mammalia; Chiroptera; Vespertilionidae
Source: the annotation of a GenBank genome assembly